Molecule: messenger RNA, 993 nt
Organism: Gadus macrocephalus (Pacific cod)
Lineage: Eukaryota; Metazoa; Chordata; Actinopteri; Gadiformes; Gadidae
Product: proline-rich protein 2-like
Exons: 2
Coding region: 201-953 (250 amino acids)
Source: RefSeq, a predicted model, not a curated record
UUCCCUGCUGACUUCGACAUCGUUUUUUGUGUAUGGUUAAACAUGACUAUCAAUCAUUAUAACAACGUUUAUAGAUCAUAAAAGUCGAAAAAGCAUAAUAGGUCCCCUUUAAGUAUUUUGGUAUCGGAUUCUACCUCUCUCUUUGUGUUGGUGGUUCAAAUGGAGAAGGAGAGACACUAGAUCUUUCUUCACGGCCGAAAAUGUCUACUAAUUUGGUCCCACAGCUGGUGGCCUUCAUAGCCCCGCAUGCUACGGAAGGAAUCCCUCCUUUGUGGACCGGCAGAACGCUUUCAGAGAUUCAGACCACAUCCUGCAAGCCUCAAACUGCAGUUAGGAAAUGCGCCAGGCUGGCACCGAGCGAGAUGAUGCAACGCGAGGCCAACCGGCGCCCUCGCCCCCCGGUGGAGAGGCUGAGCACCGCGGCUCCACCGCCACGCCCCCCGGUGGAGAGGCUGAGCACCGCGGCUCCACCACCACGCCCCCCGGUGGAGAGGCUGAGCACUGCGGCUCCACCACCACGCCCCCCGGUGGAGAGGCUGAGCACCGCGGCUCCACCACCACGCCCCCCGGUGGAGAGGCUGAGCACCGCGGCUCCACCACCACGCCCCCCGGUGGAGAGGCUGAGCACCACCACGCCCCCCGGUGGAGAGGCUGAGCACCGCGGCUCCACCACCACGCCCCCCGGUGGAGAGGCUGAGCACCGCGGCUCCACCGCCUCGCCCCCCGGUGGAGAGGCUGAGCACCGCGGCUCCACCACCACGCCCCCCGGUGGAGAGGCUGAGCACCGCGUCUCCACCGCUACGCCCCCCGGUGGAGAGGCUGAGCACCGCGGCUCCACCACCACGCCCCCCGGUGGAGAGGCUGAGCACCGCGGCUCCACCACCACGCCCCCCGGUGGAGAGGCUGAGCACCGCGGACAGGGUCUGAGGCUGGGGGCCUGCCUCUGUCGUUAAACAAGUUACCACAUGUUUGGUCGGCUAACCCUGAGGUUAG